UAUAUAUAUAUGUGUGUGUGUAUAGUCAAGGCACUAGAAGAGAAUCUGAUUGGAGCUGUAGGGUUAGAUGUUACUGAUCCAGAGCCUUUGCCUCCAUCCCAUAAACUCUAUUCAUUUCCAAACUGCCUUAUCCUUCCUCACAUAGGAAGCGCUACUUUGGAAACAAGGGAAAAAAUGGCUAGUAUGGCACUUGAUAACAUCUUGUCUGCACUUAAUAAUCAACCUCUACCUUAUUCUGUAUAAAAUCAGAAAAGGCGGUCAAUAAAAACCAUUCUUUUUUUUUUUAUCCUUAUGCUUCUCAAACGAUUCUACUCUAGUUCUUCAAAAAGUUGGUUAUCUCGUCAAGCUAGAGAUCCAUAUUGUAAAGCAGCUAAAGCCAACCAAUACAGGGCCAGAAGUGCCUUUAAGCUUGUUCAGAUACAAGAAAAGUACCGUAUCAUUCGUUCAAAUGAUAUCGUUAUCGACUGUGGCGCUGCUCCUGGAGGUUGGACACAAGUGGCAGCUGAAAAAGUAUCUAAUCAAGGAUUGGUCAUUGGCAUUGAUCUAUUACCCAUGGACCCUAUUCCAAAUGCCCACAUCAUUCAAGGCAAUUUCCUCAAAGCCUCUACACAGAAAGCUAUACAAAAAGCCCUUGACAACCGAAAGGUUAACCUUGUCUGUUCAGAUAUGGCUCCUAGUUUUUCAGGUAAUCAUUUGGCAGAUCAUGCAAGAUCCAUGGAGCUUUGUGAAUCAGCCCUUGCAUUUGCUCAAAGUGUCCUAAAACCUGGGGGAUCCUUUGUUGCAAAGUUCUUGAUGGGAGGCACAGAGCAUGAAUUUCGAAAGAAACUUCAAACACUAUUUACCAAAGUGAAAAUUGAAAAACCAGAUGCUUCAAGGAAACAGUCAACAGAAAGCUUUUAUGUUGCACUAGGCUUUAAGCCCCCGAAUCAAAGCUGAUCCAUCCCCUUUUGAAAAUACCCCCUAUUAGAGAUAGUUUGCUCAGACAACAAGAGCAUAACCCUUUCUUUAACGGAAAUGUAAAUAUACAAAUUAUGUGAAAAGUUUUACGAUCUCAGUUG
Molecule: messenger RNA, 1058 nt
Organism: Rhizopus microsporus ATCC 52813
Lineage: Eukaryota; Fungi; Mucoromycota; Mucoromycetes; Mucorales; Rhizopodaceae
Product: 23S rRNA methyltransferase J
Exons: 3
Coding region: 292-936 (214 amino acids)
Biological process (GO): RNA methylation
Cellular component (GO): mitochondrion
Molecular function (GO): rRNA (uridine-2'-O-ribose)-methyltransferase activity
Source: RefSeq, a predicted model, not a curated record